UCAAAUGAGGGAUGAGAAUCAAAUUAAACAACCAAAUGACUGAUGCAGAUAUUUAAGUGUUAUAUUAGUUUUUUCCCCCUAAUUCUUGACAGGUGUGUCCAACAGAGAGCAUGGAAGAGGCUUUCCUUCUCAACCAGACUUCCUUUGUGACCUAUUUUCGGCUUAGAGGUUUAUCUGUAAAUCAGAAGGUGCAGCUGGCUGCCUUCUCCAUGUUCCUCGUUUUCUAUGUCCUGACACUGAUGGGGAACGUCCUCAUCAUCAUAACCAUUGUCUGUGACCGCAGACUCCACACCCCCAUGUACUUUUUCCUCAGCAAUCUGUCCUUUAUCGACGUCUGCCACUCCACUGUCACUGUUCCCAAGAUGCUGGUGGACACGUGGUCAGCGGGGAAGUUCAUCUCCUUUGGUGCCUGCGUGACCCAGAUGUUCUUCCUGCACCUCUUUGCCUGCACGGAGAUCUUCCUCCUCACCGUCAUGGCCUACGACCGGUACGUGGCCAUCUGUAAACCCCUGCAGUACAUGACAGUGAUGGACUGGAAGGUGUGUGUGCUGUUGGCGGUGGCCCUGUGGACGGGGGGCACCAUCCACUCCAUAGCCCUCACCUCCCUCACCAUCAAGCUGCCCUACUGUGGUCCUGAUGAGAUUGACAACUUCUUCUGCGAUGUCCCUCAGGUGAUCAAACUGGCCUGCACAGAUACCCACAUCAUUGAGAUCCUCAUUGUCUCCAACAGCGGGCUGAUCUCCGUGGUCUGUUUUGUGGUUCUAGUGGUGUCCUAUGCAGUCAUCCUGGUGAACCUGAGACAGCAGCUCUCUGAGGGCAGGCAGAAGGCCCUGUCCACCUGUGCUGCCCACCUCACUGUGGUCACACUCUUCCUGGGACAUUGCAUCUUCAUCUACUCCCGCCCAUCCACCAGCCUCCCAGAAGACAAGGUGGUGUCUGUGUUUUUCACUGCUGUCACCCCUUUGCUGAACCCCAUCAUCUAUACCCUUAGGAAUGAAGACAUGAAGAAUGCUUUGAACAAGUUAAUGGGGAGGCAGAAGAGACAGGCAGAAAAAUGAAAACGUCUAAGCCCUUGGGAUGCUGGUGCAGAGAAUAAAUCAAACAGCACAUGCAUCAGACUAUAUGACUGACAAAGUUACUCUCCAGCCCAAUAUCUGACAAUUACAUCAAAAGGAAGAUUACUUAAUUCUUGCAACAGUCCUGGUAUAGUUACUACACUUGUCUGUACAAAAACCAACUAGAACCCAGAGAGAGUAAACAGCAUGUGCAACGUCACCAGCUAGGAAGUGGGGGAAGGAGGAUGUGGACUCAAAUGUAUGAACAAAAAUUCAACCAAUUUUCAUCACAUCAUGCUGCCUCUCCGUGCUUUUUUGCCAGGAUUGAUAAUCAAGUCCUAAAGAAGCCGUCAGAUUUCUGGGCAGUCCUGGCCUACAUCACCCACUCAGGUUCUUGGCUAAACAGUUUAGCAAACACUGGUAAAUUAGACAAAGUGAAUACACAGGUGAGUUUGGUGACAAAGAAACCCUGAACCACUGAAGUUAUUGCUACUCUAAGGUGUCCUGGAAAGAUCCGCCCUUAGAGCAAUGACAUAGGGGUGUUUUAUUACUCAUUCAUUUGACAAAAUUUGACUGAGUACUUAUUAUGUGUGAGGUACUAGAGUAAUAGG
Oryctolagus cuniculus (rabbit) is the source of this 1666-nucleotide messenger RNA. It is a transcript of the gene OR4E1, whose product is annotated as olfactory receptor family 4 subfamily E member 1. Gene Ontology annotation, biological process: G protein-coupled receptor signaling pathway. Gene Ontology annotation, molecular function: olfactory receptor activity; G protein-coupled receptor activity. Lineage: Eukaryota; Metazoa; Chordata; Mammalia; Lagomorpha; Leporidae. Gene Ontology annotation, cellular component: membrane. The record is from RefSeq and is a predicted model, not a curated record.